AUGUUUUCAUCAGCUAUUCGUUCAAGUUUAAGAUCAAGAAUAAACCCAAUCAAAUCAAUCCAACCUGUUAGAAUCAAUGGAUUGACUGCAUUAAAAGUUAACCAAGUUAGAAAUUAUUCUGACCAUCAUGAAGAAACUUUUGAAGAAUUCACCAAAAGAUACGAACAAGAAUUUGAAGAAGCUUACGAUUUAUUUGAAGUUCAAAGAAUUUUAAAUAACUGUUUCUCUUAUGAUUUAGUUCCAGCUCCUGUUGUCAUUGAAAAAGCUUUAUUAGCUUGUAGAAGAGUUAAUGAUUAUCCAACUGCUGUAAGAACUUUUGAAGCAUUAAAAUUCAAAGUAGAAAACAAUCAACAAUACGAAGCUUACUUGGAAGAAUUAAAAGAUAUCAGACAAGAAUUAGGUAUUGAUUUAAAGGAAGAUUUAAUUACUGAAUAG
Molecule: messenger RNA, 435 nt
Organism: Yamadazyma jaroonii
Lineage: Eukaryota; Fungi; Ascomycota; Pichiomycetes; Serinales; Debaryomycetaceae
Source: the annotation of a GenBank genome assembly